Messenger RNA from Ilex paraguariensis (yerba mate), 567 nucleotides. Lineage: Eukaryota; Viridiplantae; Streptophyta; Magnoliopsida; Aquifoliales; Aquifoliaceae. The record is from the annotation of a GenBank genome assembly.
AUGGAAACCCCUGAGAAGCAAAAGAAAGGAGUCAGGUAUGUGUACAAGUUAGGGUCCGGAAGCCCAAUGCUGGAAUCUGACCCACUGACCACAAUAAAGAAGGCUGCAUCACGUAGUUGGGUACUCAGGAAAUCGAAAACCUAUCGGGAAACCGACCCCGGUGGCCGGAAAACGGUGGAGGAUGGAGGACAUAAGGUGAUGGAGGCAAGAAAAUCAGUGUGCAGUGAGGCCAGAAAAUCAGUGUCACACGUGGAGAUGAAUGCGGCGUCGGUGGCUUCAUUUCUUCAGGUGAAGGUUUUGGUUUCAGACAUGCCGGCGUUCAUGCAGGUCCAUGCUUUCCGGUGUGCAAGGAGGACUUAUGAUAGUUUGGAGAAAUUCAGUUCUAAGCACAUGGCUUAUAACAUGAAGAAGGAAUUUGAUAAAGUGUAUGGACCGGCCUGGCAUUGUAUUGUGGGCUCUAGCUUUGGAUCAUUUGUGACCCAUUCAACAGGGUGCUUCCUCUAUUUCUCAAUGGAGAAGUUGUACAUUUUAGUGUUCAAGACAAAAGUUCAAAGAGCUAUGGAAUGA